AUGUCCGCAGUGCAGGCGAGCCACAGCCUACACACCAGCAUGAUCCGCAUCAGCACACAGUGGAUGACAGCCUGCUCUGUGAUCACCCACUUCUCCAUUGACCAGCUGCCAGUGUUUAGCUGGACAGAGGAGAGCAUCCAGCUGCAAUCGAGCUGCUUUGGAGAGGACAACUGUGCCGAGACCGUGCAGACCUUCACCUACCCCUGGCCACAGCAGGCAUCGACAGUGCAGGGUUUAGGGUUUAGGGUUUAG
Molecule: messenger RNA, 252 nt
Organism: Symbiodinium natans
Lineage: Eukaryota; Dinophyceae; Suessiales; Symbiodiniaceae
Source: the annotation of a GenBank genome assembly